AUGAAUGAACAGACACUCCGAGGCUAUAGGCCUCUUGCGCCUCGCACCAGGCUACUCGGUGGAUCCGGAGGGGACGGCGGAGAGGGAGGGAGUCCUUCUGGCGGGGGUGCACCAGAAGAGAAACGCAUGAGACGAGCCUCGACGGCUUGUACAGAGUGCCAGAAGCGCCGAACUAGGUGUACCGGUCCUCCCAAUUGCACCGAAUGCUCAACCCACGCCCGCGAAUGUGUCUUCGAUGAAGCCGCCGACAGGCGUCGCAAGGCCUCCGCCAAGCGAAUUCAGGAUCAAUUGGACCAUUUCCGGUCAUUCGUGGACGAUCUCAUCGGGCUCAUCCGCGAUAGUGACGGUCCGUCGGUACAAUUAAUCGUCAAUACCAUACGAUCGGGUGCAACCCCUGGAGAGAUCCGAGAUAUCCUCACCCGUCUGUUGGACGACGAUAACCAAUCCGAUUCCCGAAAUUCAGGCAUGCGCGACUCGGACGUGAACCUGAACUUUACCAACAAUCACAUGGGCAAUUACUUCCACCCGCCACGCUGA
Messenger RNA from Penicillium roqueforti, 537 nucleotides. Its product is annotated as Zn(II)2Cys6 transcription factor domain-containing protein. Gene Ontology annotation, biological process: regulation of DNA-templated transcription. Bases 1 to 537 code for a protein of 178 amino acids. The record is from RefSeq and is a predicted model, not a curated record. Gene Ontology annotation, molecular function: DNA-binding transcription factor activity, RNA polymerase II-specific; zinc ion binding. The transcript is spliced from 2 exons. NCBI's taxonomy places the organism in Eukaryota, Fungi, Ascomycota, Eurotiomycetes, Eurotiales, Aspergillaceae.